CCCAAAUCCCCAAUCUUUCACAUUUAUGGCCCUAAUCCUUCCACAGAAAUGGUGAAGUGGGUCACCAUCCUCAGCCACCUCCAACCCCAACCACCUCUUGCCCCUUGAGUCCCUCUUCCACCACCACCUACGCUGCCCCUCCUCUCCUUGCCCCAUCCCCCUCCCUCUCCACUCCCUCGCUUACCCUAACCACUGUGAAGCGUGGAAGAAGGAGUGUUCGAAGCUUCAAGAAUCACGAAAUGCAAAGUACAUUAUUCUUGAGGCCACAAUCACCAGCUAACUACUUAGAUAGUGGUUCUGGUACUGAUUUUGUGUAUUCACCAUCAGAGCCAGGUGCUGUAAGUAGUUUAAGAUCAUGGUUCACAUACGAAGAACUUAUCCAAGCUACAGAUGGGUUUUCUCCAAAAAAUCUACUGGGAGAAGGUGGAUUUGGUGCGGUCUACAAAGGUAUACUUUUUGAUGGAAGAGUAGUGGCUGUGAAACAGCUUAAAGUUGGUGGUGGGCAAGGGGAACGCAAAUUUAGAGCAGAAGUUGAGAUUAUUAGCCGUGUGCAUCAUUGCCAUCUUGUUUUCCUGGUGGGCUAUUGUAUAUCUGAGCAUCAAAGAUUGCUUGUCUAUGACUAUGUUGCUAACAACACACUUCAUUACCAUCUUCAUGACCAAUUUUGGAUUGGCCUACCAGAGUCAAGGUUGGAGUUGGGACUGCUCGAGGAAUAGCUUACCUACAUGAAGACUGGGUGUCUUUUAGAUGCGAUUUGGCAGAAACCUGGUGGUGAUGCAGAAACCUGAUUUUCAAGCUUGUAUAGCUAAUAAGGAAAAGGAAAUCAAUAGGUUGAAGGAGCUCCUGGAGGCAGAGAAGAAAAAGGCGGAUAAGGACUAAUAUGUCCUGUGUGAAACGACGUCGUUUUGGGGUGGGAUGACUAAUAUGUCCUAUUUUAAAAAUUACACAUUUUGGUGUGAGAGGACUAAUAUGUCCUAUUUUAAAAAGUUACAUGCCACGUGUGCUCCCGUAACGGCCAGGUCAGCGCCAUGGGAGCCACGUCAACGUUUUUCAUUGAGUCCAAUAGAGUCACUUCAACGGAGGGGUAAAUUUGUCAACGUUUUGAAAGGGUCAGGGACAUGAAUGUAUUUUCCAAUCCUUGGGGACGAAAAUGUCCGCGAAAAAAAAGGUCAAGGACCAAUUUGUCCUUUACUCAAUGUAUAUUUAUGAUAAAACAACUCGUCUUAUGUAUUGGUAAAGGAAAUCCUUCGAAGACAA
Messenger RNA from Arachis stenosperma, 1257 nucleotides. RefSeq names its product proline-rich receptor-like protein kinase PERK8. Bases 240 to 716 code for a protein of 158 amino acids. Lineage: Eukaryota; Viridiplantae; Streptophyta; Magnoliopsida; Fabales; Fabaceae. Gene Ontology annotation, biological process: protein phosphorylation. The transcript is spliced from 5 exons. The record is from RefSeq and is a predicted model, not a curated record. Gene Ontology annotation, molecular function: ATP binding; protein kinase activity.